CCUGCCCUCCUUCGCCUCCCCCCCUCAUUACAGCAUUGAACCCUCGACACCGAGCUAUCUUUUCGACCGACAGAACCGUGAUCGAAUGGGAUGUUAUCGGAGGUGACUCAAAAGGAAGGAUCUCAGCAUUUGUUGUUACACAGCUUACACAGCUUCUUAAAUGGGGAACUCUCAAGGGAAACAGGUGGUCCCCACCGAUGAGUUGAACUUGAACCAGUUCCGCCUGCUACGGGUGGUAGGAAAAGGUGCUUUUGGAAAGGUCCGUAUUGUGGAGAAGAAAGACACGGGCUUGACGUUCGCAUUAAAAUACAUUCGGAAAGAAGAAGUGGUCCGGUCGGAAAGCGUACGAAACAUCAUCCGUGAACGGCGCAUGCUGGAACAUCUCAACCAUGCCUUCCUCUGUAACUUGAGAUACAGCUUCCAAGAUAUCGAAUACAUUUAUAUUGUGGUAGAUUUGAUGAAUGGCGGCGAUCUGCGAUUCCAUAUCUCAAGAAAGUGUUUCACCGAAGAAGCUGUACGAUUCUGGGCGGCGGAACUGGGCUGUGCUUUGCGGUACAUUCACUCGCAGGGUAUCAUCCAUCGUGACGUGAAGCCCGACAAUGUGCUCUUAGACUCGGAAGGACACGUGCAUUUGGCCGAUUUCAAUGUGGCCUCUGACUUCCGGCCCGGCAAGCCCCUCACGAGUAAAUCUGGCACGCUGGCCUAUUUGGCCCCCGAGGUUUACGAAGGAGGCGGGUACUACAGCGAAGUCGAUUGGUGGUCGCUUGGCGUGACCUUUUAUGAAUGUAUUUAUAACAAGCGUCCAUUCGAGGGCCGCAGCCAGGACGUGCUCAGCGAAAACAUCAAAAAGGCGCAACCGAAGUACUAUGUCACGAACCCAGCCGUAUCUGUCCCGUGUCUUCGAGCGUUAUCCGCUCUGAUGGAAAAGGACCGUUCGAAACGAAUUGGAGCCACCGGCUUUGAGACAUUUACGUCGCACAUGUUCUUUGCCGACAUCGAUUUCGAGGCCCUGGAAAGAAAGGAAAUCCCCCCCGUGUUUCGACCCUCCAGCGACAAGACCAAUUUUGAUGCCACGUACGAUUUGGAAGAAUUACUUUUGGAGGAGGCGCCGCUCGAGGCCAGGGCCCGCAGACAAAAACCGCGGGCGGAGUUGCGGGAAGACGCCACGGCGAAGGAGAUCCGGGAGGACGAGCUUCAUCGCCUCAUAGAGACGAUGUUUGAGCCCUUCGAUUAUACUCGGGUAUCCUACAAUGGAAGCGCUGCCGAAGCCAUUGCCAAUUCAUCAAACCCCGAAGAAUGUCUUCCCAUUCAAUCCGCAUCCGCCCACACACGGCAAGUUUCACAACCUGAUCUCUCGAGAAACUCACCGCCUCCACGGAACGAAGGAUCGGUCGGUCACUUGACCCAGCCCGACACCCCCUCCCCCCAGAGCGAGACCCCGACUUCUCAGCAAUCCCUGCCACCACCGGCCCCAGCUCCUUCGUUCAGCAGACCGCUACCACCACCCGCAGCUGGUCGUCCCCGGGGCGCAACACGGAAAGCUAGCAAAGGUGGCGGCGUGCAGAUGGUCUUAGAGGAAGCCGGAAGUUGGAGUGAGCUCGCGGAUCAUAGCUCUACUCUCCCGGCUGAAGGAUACGACACCGUCACCGGUAAAGGCAAAGGCUCAAACAGCGGCAUGCUUGCUUUUCUGAGCCGGAAAAAGGGACGCGAUAGGAGUCCCAAGCCCCAAGAACCUGGUGUUUUGGGCAAAGAAGGUGCAAGACAGAUCAUCAGUUGAGAUGGGUUUGUGGCGCCUCUACCAAGGGAGAGAAGAGAUACUUUCGGCUUGACUUGAGCAUCAUUGGACACGAGAGCUGAUGGUCGGCUUCAGC
Messenger RNA from Aspergillus uvarum CBS 121591, 1871 nucleotides. Its product is annotated as kinase-like protein. The record is from RefSeq and is a predicted model, not a curated record. Gene Ontology annotation, molecular function: protein serine/threonine kinase activity; ATP binding. The coding region runs from base 161 to 1777 and encodes 538 amino acids. NCBI's taxonomy places the organism in Eukaryota, Fungi, Ascomycota, Eurotiomycetes, Eurotiales, Aspergillaceae. Gene Ontology annotation, biological process: intracellular signal transduction; peptidyl-serine phosphorylation. The transcript is spliced from 8 exons.